CGGCUGUGCUGAUAGUUAUCUGUAGUUAUCUUUAAAACAUACCUUUAAGAUUUUUAUUGUUAUUUUAACGAAACCGACGCAACAAUUGACCAAAAUAUUUAAACGAUUGGUCGUUUGUUCUUUGAGUGUAUUAUAGAUUACCAAUCACAAAAGCAAUACAUUCAAUGCUUUAUGCUGCAUUUAUGCCAAUAAUUAAUAAAUGUAUGACAGAUGUAAAGUGAUAAGCAACCGGCAACACAGAUAGAUACCAUAAAUAUGGCUUUGCGCACAUAUGGUGAUAAACCUAUAAGUUUUCAAGUAGAAGAAAAUGGAGAGUACUAUUGUAUUGGAUCUGAAGUGGGCAAUUAUUUACGCCUAUUUCGAGGAUCAUUAUACAAACGUUAUCCUGGAAUGUUCAGGAGAUCCAUUACAAAUGAUGAGCGUAAAAAGCUAGUAGAACUUGGAUUAAGCCAACAUGUACUUGCAUCUAGUGUAUCACUUUUAAGAGCUAGUGAAGUAGAAGAUAUUAUUGAAGGCAAUGAUGAUAAAUAUAAAGCUGUAUCAGUACAUUCAACAGAACCUCCAGCCCCUAGAGAAGGAAAAUCAAAAAAAUCAAUGCCUUGGGUGCCUAGUUUACCAAAUAGUUCACACCUAGAUGCUGUGCCUCAAGCCACACCUAUUAAUCGUAAUAGAGUACAUAAUAAGAAAGUCAGAACAUUUCCCUUGUGUUUCGACGAUACAGAUCCAUCAGCAAAUUUAGAAAAUGCAGCUCAACAGGAGAUGCUGGUUCCAAUUCGUUUAGAUAUGGAGAUUGAGGGACAAAAGUUGAGAGAUACUUUUACAUGGAAUAAAAAUGAAAGCCUUAUAACACCAGAACAAUUUGCUGAAGUUUUAUGUGACGAUUUAGAUUUAAAUCCAUUAACAUUUGUGCCAGCUAUUGCACAAGCUAUAAGACAACAAAUAGAAGCCUUCCCACAAGAAACCAUUCUAGAAGAUCAAUGCGAUCAAAGAGUUAUUAUUAAGUUAAAUAUACAUGUGGGUAAUACAUCUUUAGUAGAUCAAGUAGAAUGGGAUAUGUCUGAAAAAGAAAAUAAUCCUGAAAAAUUUGCAAUGAAACUGUGUGCUGAGUUGGGUCUUGGUGGAGAAUUUGUUACUGCGAUUGCUUAUAGUGUUCGCGGACAACUAUCAUGGCAUCAAAGAACAUAUGCGUUUUCUGAAGCCCCUCUGCCUACAGUGGAAGUACCUUUUAGGCCACCCUCAGAAGCUGAUCAAUGGGCACCGUUUUUAGAAACAUUAACAGAUGCAGAAAUGGAGAAGAAAAUACGCGACCAGGAUCGAAAUACGCGGCGUAUGAGACGUUUAGCAAAUACUACACCAGGAUGGUAAAACAUGUAAAUUGCAAUGAUAAAUUAAAAUGGUAACAAUAACAGAAUAUGGCAUCCUAUACGUCAGGGGUGAGGAACUGGCGGCCCACGAGCCGAUAUUAGCCCUUACUCCUACUUUAUAGAAAAGCAAACACCGCUACAAUCGUUUGACUCCUAUCAUACCAUUACUCCCUUCAAAUUCUAAAAGAAAGUAAAUGCAGCAAGUGGUAGUUAACAUGCUGAUAGUGAGAGAUCUGACUAACUCGGAAUGAAAUUCAUGCGGUCCACGGCGAAUAAAAAAUUCGUCGGCCCUGCUAUAUGUAAUUGAAUAGAAUUGCUCAGGGAACGUUCACUUUGUCCAUAUUUUAAUUUUCUUAAACCAUAAAUGUAACAACACUUUUAUGCUAAAUUUUAGACAGUAAAUAAAAUGCAUUCAGAUAUGCAAGUAUUUGCAUAUUUACCAGAAGUACGAUACAACAAAUUAAUGUAAAAAUAUAUCUAUGAUUUAUGGUCUGCCAUUCAAACAUUUGUUAUCUCAUUAUAGUCACUCUCUGUUUCCAUGUUUUUUAUUACACAUGGCUGUAUUCAUUAUUACUGUUACAUAACACAAAAAAUAAAAACGUUCCUGAUAGUAUGCCAUACUUCAACUGUUCAUGAAAUUCCAGGUUUGACGUUUAACGGGAUAAGGCUACGGACAAACGGAAACGAAUC
Colletes gigas is the source of this 2054-nucleotide messenger RNA. It is a transcript of the gene Snr1, whose product is annotated as SWI/SNF-related matrix-associated actin-dependent regulator of chromatin subfamily B member 1. Gene Ontology annotation, molecular function: transcription coregulator activity. The record is from RefSeq and is a predicted model, not a curated record. Gene Ontology annotation, cellular component: nucleus; nuclear chromosome. Gene Ontology annotation, biological process: chromatin remodeling; regulation of transcription by RNA polymerase II. The transcript is spliced from 8 exons. Bases 256 to 1365 code for a protein of 369 amino acids. NCBI's taxonomy places the organism in Eukaryota, Metazoa, Arthropoda, Insecta, Hymenoptera, Colletidae.